Chara braunii is the source of this 3155-nucleotide messenger RNA. Lineage: Eukaryota; Viridiplantae; Streptophyta; Charophyceae; Charales; Characeae. The record is from the annotation of a GenBank genome assembly.
AGGCUGAGGGCAGACCACUUCGGUGAGCCCAUCGACGGACGGGCACGAUGCCGCGAAGUCAGGCUCGGGUGUUUGAGGAUGCGGGUGAGGACGAGAACCGCAAGGCGCAGAAGAAAUGUUGCGUGUACAAGUACAUCCGCGUGGGACAGAGUCUCGGCGAGAGAUUCUGUGGCAAUCGCAUGUUCAAGUGCGUUUUUUGCGGCCACGAGUUCCAGGGCAACCAGUUUGUGGCGGGGCGCCAUUUCCGGCACGACAAGGGAUGUCCGGAAGUGACCGACGAGGCACUUGUCGACAUUCACUACAAUAGCGACUACAAGAUGUCCGACAAGCUCCUAGAGCGGACCCAACGAUUUGAGGAGCUUCACGAUCUGGCGCUUGCGAUAGAUCCGCGACGGGAUGUGGCAGGACAGGGAGAGAUGAGGGACGUCGAGGAGCAGAUCGACGUGGGCGACGAUGUCGAGGAGGUUGCGCGGGCGGGGGAAUUGUCGGGGCCAGUGAAGGUUUUGUGGCCUUCAGAUAACGAGAUUGCGAACAUAGAGACCAUUGUCCACACGGCGGACGAUGUGGGAGUUGAUCUCGCGGAGUUCAGGGCUCCUUUCUAUGUCACGGGGGCCACCAUUAUGUCGGACGGAAGGAAGUCACGCGAUGCUAGACCCAUCGUGAACUUCCUUGCCGGCGGGUCGCAUGGGGCGAUGUUCGUCCGGACGAUGAACAGGGAGGGUGAGCGGGACCGGGCGCCUGAUGUGUUGGCACGCUGGAUCAAGGUGUUUGAUCCCCCUAAGUGGGUGAACGUCAUCUGCACCGACUCCGCCUCGGCGUACGUCGCCGCGAAGAACAUGCUCCAGGGGCCAGAGCAUCGACGGAUCACGUGGCUCCCAUGCGAAGUGCAUAUCUGCAACAAGAUGUUGUCAGACAUUGGCUGUUCGGGCGCGUGGUCCAAGGACAUCAUCGUGCGGGGGAGAGCGGUGGUGCGCUUCAUUAAGGAGCAUGGCGCCGCUCUCCAUAUCUUUCGGCGGGAGAGCAGGCAGAUGGGCCUCAUUUAUCCGUGCAAGACAUGUUUCGCAUCUGUGUUCGAGAUGAUGGAGCGUUUGCUGGCAGUGAGGUCAGCAUUGGAGAGGACGGUGUACGACGAUACUUGGGCUAUGGUCCCUUGGGACCAUUCUGUUCGUCAAUUGGCUAGGUGGGUCAGGUGGCAAGUGCGACAUGGCACUUGGUGGGAUUCCAUGGGCAUCCUGUUCCGUAUCAUGGAGCCUGUGUACGACCUGCUGCGCAGGUUGGACCGUGGAGGGCUGCACAUGUCGCGGGUGGUUCAGUGGACAAAGGAUGUGGCCCGCCAGGUAGCAGAGGAGGUUUGUGCACUUCCGGCUGAUCUUGCACACUACAUUGUGCAGAGGGUGCAGGCUCGAUGCGCUCACAUGUUGGAGUCGGCGCACGCCGCUGUACACCUUCUUUGUCCCAGCCGGUGGGACUUGCGGUACUUCAAGGGCGUAGUCAGCGACUACGACGCGAGCUUAGUGAGGGAGGCGGAGACUUACAUCUUGUCGCAGACAGGGUUCAGUGUAACGAGCCCCGAGUACGAGACCUCAUCUGGCACAUUGCGCCCGUACCCUCGAGACGGCGGCAACGAUUACGAGGGCCGGGAGGAGGAGGACGAGCGGGCGGGCCCUGCUACUGCCACUCAUGCGGCAGAUGGGCGUGAUGAGUGGAGCGACCCAGAGGACGUCCGUAGACGGAGUGGCGGAGAUGACCUCUUCGUUGGAGUUGAUUUGGAGGAGGAGUUAGGGGGUCGUCAUGGGAGCCCUCUAGAGAGUCAGAGGCCUACGUCCAUUGACCCGCGGUCCGAUGAGCGGGAGAGAGAUCCUGGGUCUGUACCUUCGAGGGGGGCAGAGUCGGGGAUUGGUGGGGUCGCCCCUUGCCAUCGUCCUGCGCAUGUUCUUAGUGGCAUGGCAUCAUCCACCCCUCUUCCCACUUCGACGAAGCAGCUUCAUCGACACCCAGCCCGCGAUGGUCGAUUGCACAGAUUGGUAAGAGGCCCGAGACAGCGAUUGGAGGACAGAUUAGCGGGUGGUCCUUCACCGGUUCAGGGGGACGAGGGCGAUAGACAGGGGUUGGUUGGUGGAGAUGGUGGUGCGUUGGCCGGAGGCGGAAACGAUGCCGAGGUUGCUGCGGCGGUUGAGGCGCACGAGAUUUGGAGUGGCGGGGAUGAGGGGAUACCGAUGGGUGGCGGAGGCGGUUUCAAUGAGUUUGGUGACGACUUAUUGGGACAAAUCAGCUUCCUGGACCCAAAUACUUUCUCACCUGCCAUGCGCGUAGAGGUGAUGUCGAGGGCAGAGAGGGAUGAGGACCGGACACCCCCUGGAGAGACAUCUGCAAAGAGGUUGGAUAGGCUUGAUAAUCAUCGAGCUAGCCUCAUGGCACAAAGGGACCCCAGGACACAGGAGCUCGCCCGUCUUGCGGCCGAGGACCAACAAAGACAGUUGGGGACAUUUACACCGGCGUCCCUUGACGUAGCGCCAGGUGCCCACACGGAUCCUCUGGCAGAGGUUCACAAUACGACGCAAUGGGAGGCAGUUUUAGCCGAUGCUUCGAGUAUGGGAGUGGAUGUUCGGCAGGGGGCGCAUGAGAGCGGGUUGGCACCGCCAGAGGAGCCACGUUCGGAGCCGGUGCAGCCUCCUGCCGUCCAGCUGAGGCCUGAGGAGACGUUGCACGAGGUCGCGGGCGUGCCUCUGCCCACAGGUUUGGUUGAGGGUGUCGUGCAGAUGUCCCCGGAUCUAGAGGACAUACAGACAGGGCAGUCAGUGGGCGUUGAUGAUAUUCGCCCAUCGGCACAGGCGAAGGGGAUAGCACCGACCACGGGGGGGAACGGGGGUGUAGCGGGGGCCGUUGAUGUUGGCGGGGKGGGGGUGCCCGUUCAGGCCGAUCCGAUGUCCACGUCUGGGGGGGGAGAUCUUGCACAGGUCGACAGGCGUGACGCAGACGGACAGGAGAUGUCACAGACUUUGGUGGUUCGCACUGUUGUGGGGCCAGUGUGGCCACAUCAGGCACCGUUUUUGGAGGAUCAUAGGGUCUAGUGCACAGGGCGGUGGCCCGGUCGAGGAGCGACGUGUAGGCAGGGGCGCGUGCAUACCUCCGGUCCUUACUUUUGCGCCGUCACG